AUGGACAGUGGUGACUGCGCUCCCCCAGGAGUUGGGCUUGCCUGAACCAUGACUCCCCACACAUCAGUCAAGAUCUUCAAAAAAAUUUUAAUUUUGGAAAUGAUUGGAGUUCUGGGGGCAUAUGCUUUAUAUUACAAAAUGGACUCAAGUGAAGAUUUCAGACAUAAAAUGAAACGAAGAUGGCCAUCUAUUCUGGAAGUUUAUUACAAGAGUAAUGAGUGGGCUGGUAUUUAUGGGAUCAGAGAGACAGAUGAAGAGAAAUGGCUAACAAAAAAACCCUAGAAUGGUUUGUGUCUGAACUUCUUUUUCUUUCUGAUGAUACUUUUUGCAUCUCUAUUGUGAAUCCACUUGUCACGCUCUGCCUCCCACUUGAGCUGUUUGAAAUCUAACAGAGGAAGACAGUGAACAAAUUAGAUAACUCAAUGGAAUAACUGCAUUCUCUAAACCUGAAUGCGAAGAUUUCUAUUUGGAUGCAAAUAAUUUCUUAGGCAAGAGAUUCCAAAGAACAAAUAAAGCAUGAAUACUUUU
Molecule: messenger RNA, 528 nt
Organism: Python bivittatus (Burmese python)
Lineage: Eukaryota; Metazoa; Chordata; Lepidosauria; Squamata; Pythonidae
Source: RefSeq, a predicted model, not a curated record